Molecule: messenger RNA, 616 nt
Organism: Ixodes scapularis (black-legged tick)
Lineage: Eukaryota; Metazoa; Arthropoda; Arachnida; Ixodida; Ixodidae
Product: nose resistant to fluoxetine protein 6-like
Exons: 3
Coding region: 28-615 (195 amino acids)
Molecular function (GO): acyltransferase activity, transferring groups other than amino-acyl groups
Source: RefSeq, a predicted model, not a curated record
UACAUUCACAGCUACCUGCCGUUUAUUAUGAUCCUGACCACAAAUAUCAGGAGUGUGGAGGAGACGUCCGUUUACGUCCACCAGAUGCCCUUCACCCACGCCCCGGAGCUGUUCACGGGCGUCCUCUUCGGCUGCCUGGCGGCCCAGCCCCGCAAGCUGGGCCGAUGGUCGCGAGCGUUCACGUGGACGCUGGCGGCGAUAGCGGCACUCGCGUCGGUCUUCGGCGUGUACAGCUGGAGCCGUGGACGGGCGCCAGAGGCGCUCGAGUCCGCCUUCUUCGCCGGACUGCACAGGUUCGCCUGGGCCUUCGCCGUGUCCUGGACGAUGUACGCCUGCGCGUCAGGCUGCGGCGGGCUGAUCCACAAGCUGCUGGCUUGUCCGCUCUGGUACCCGCUGGGUCGGCUCUCGUUCGGCGUGUACCUCCUAAACCCCAUGGUGAUUGUCGUCAACAUUGUUCUAAGCAGGGAACGCAAGACGUACCAGCCUUUCCUCGGCAUCGAAUGUCCAGUCGAAGGUUUGGACGCCGUGCUCUUCCAAUGGAUGAAGGCUGAGCCCGCCGCCCGAAGCGAAGUUCCUAAACAGAACGAGCGGCUAGAACUGAAGCUGAAAACAUGAG